AUGGACCCCAAUGCCCCCGGCUACCCUGUGCAGCAGCACCCCUAUCCUGUCACGCCCCAGAAUCCACAGGGUCAGCAAUUUCCUUUCUAUCCGAACGCUGGUUCCUCUUUUCCCCAGCAGAAGAAUCCCUCCCAUCAUCCACACCAACAACAGUCGCUCGGUCCCGUGCCUAUACAGCCCGGUCCAGGUGGAGCUAUGAUGCCGCCAGGCUUUCCGCAACAUUCGUCCGCAGGACCCCACGCCAACUUCUCUGCGCCAUUCACCCAGCCACCUGUCCCGACUACGAUGGGCCAAUUUUUACCACAGCAGACAACCUCGGCGUCAAAUCUUCCCACCACUACAGCUCAAUCCUUCUCUCAGAACAUCGCCUCUAUGUCGAUGAACGACAUGGCCUCUACACAGCAACACCGACCCAUGCCCCAGCCAAAUCCAUCCCAAGCGCCCUCCCAAGCGGCCGCUCAGCCCCCGUCGCCCGCCGCGUCUGCGCGGGAGAGAGCUCGCGUCUCUAUUCUUCUCGACAUCAACUCGAUGUUAUUGCAGGAAGUGGUGAACCUGCAAUCUGCAGGGAAGGCGGGAGGUCCACCCGCUCAGCAGGGUUCACAGGACAACCACCACGCGUCGGAUCAGAUCGCCGACGCUACCAAGGGCCCAGUCCAGAAGCCUAGCUCGGAAUACUUCGAGUGUAUGCGACGGCUACAAGCCAACCUGGCUUACCUAGCGACCGUUGCCGACCGGGCCAAGAAAUCUGGCGGAGUGCCUCCGCCUAACCCAGGCAUCAUGACACCGCCUCCGCACAUGCCCGCCAUGAACGAAAUCUAUAACAAGCUCAGUGAGCUUUUCCCCCGGACGGCGCAGGGCACCCCUCACCAAAGUCCUCAGCCCACACACGGCAACGGCAAACCGAGUCCCUCAUCGACUGCUGAGCCCGUUGUCUGA
Aspergillus tanneri is the source of this 936-nucleotide messenger RNA. RefSeq lists its product as uncharacterized. The transcript has 2 exons. Bases 1 to 936 code for a protein of 311 amino acids. The record is from RefSeq and is a predicted model, not a curated record. NCBI's taxonomy places the organism in Eukaryota, Fungi, Ascomycota, Eurotiomycetes, Eurotiales, Aspergillaceae.